CACUCUUCAAAGUGCUAACUGGCGAAAUCUAGCUGCGUGUACUUCUACGAAGGACCAAGGGGCAUCCCCGUUUCUUGCAUUCCUAUUAAUCGUCUUCUCGGCAUCUCGCUUCACAGUCUCGAAGCUGGCCUCGGCUGGUCCUUUUGUUUUGGUUGGGGCUUUCGUUGAAGGCUCACAAAUUCUAAAUCCAGCUCACGACAUCACAAAAAUCAAAAAAUGGGAAACACCAAGUCCAUCACUCGAGCUGACAUUGAGCAUGCUGCUGCAAACACUAACUGGGACGAAAAGUCCGAGAUACUGGCAGUGUUGAAGACCAAAAAGGCCAAGAAGAGCAAGCGAUCUUCCAAGCGAAAUGAGCGGUUGUUGCAGCAAGGGGAUAUUGACGAGAUCUAUGACCUUGUGCUAUCCCUGAAGCAAGAUGGUGGGGAAGGUCAAGAUUUGUUGGAGGAGUUUGUUGCCCAGCAAGCAAACUUGUCCAGAAAAGAUCUUUCCGACGAGAAGCCACCAAUCAGGACCAUCAGUGUUGCUAUGGACCGGUCGGAUAGAGGUUCAGGAAAGGCUCGAGCCAGGGCGGCAUAAACUGUUUGCCUUCAAACAAACGGGGACGACCCUUUCAACUGACAGAUGCACUAGCUAGAGUUGCGCAUACCCACCAGAGCAGACUCGCAAAUCCAAAAGAAAGAGGAAUAGAACACUGUAAAUUAGUCAUGAGUACAUCCAUUUC
Molecule: messenger RNA, 724 nt
Organism: Seminavis robusta
Lineage: Eukaryota; Bacillariophyta; Bacillariophyceae; Naviculales; Naviculaceae
Source: the annotation of a GenBank genome assembly